UUUCAGCCGGAGGAAUCCAUUUCACACAAAGACGACCAUCAUCGUCAUCGGUGAUGAUAUAGUCUAAUUGUUCUCAUGGCUUUGUCUCUCGCGAACGUGAUAGGGAAGGAGAUGGAGAGAGGUCUUCAGCCUUCGACUUCAAGGAGAACGGAGAGGAAGAUCAUCGAGAAGAACCGGAGGAAUCGGAUGAAGCAUCUCUUCUCCGUGCUCAACUCCCUCCUCCCCACUCAGCCGUCUGAUCAGGAAGCAAAAUCACUGCCAGACCAGAUAGAUGAAGCCAUAGGAUACAUAAAGGGCCUAGAGACAGCAGUGAAGGAAGCCAAGGUUAAGAAAGAAAACCUAAUGGGCAAGAAGAGACCAAGCUCAAGCACAAGCAGCAACGAGUCAGCGGCCAUAAUAUCACCUCAAAUUGAGAUCAGCGUGAGAGAUUCUUCUUUGGAGGUGAUAUUAAUUAGCGGGCUACAUGAUCAGUUCAUCUUCUCGGAGAUUCUCCGGAUGCUCCACGAGGAAAAGGUCGAGGUACUCAAUGCCAACUUCUCCGUCGUCAGGAACUCGGUUUACCACUUGGUGCAUGCAAAGAUCGGUGAGUCCGGUUUAGGCGCUACAACGAUAUCCGAACGGUUGAAAACAUUCGUGAAUGGACCCACGACCGAUGGAGGUUAUGAAGAGUUUCAUCCAAAGUUAUGGGACUGUGGACUAAGUCCUAACUUGUGGAAUUUCUAAAACCCACAAAUGCAAAUUAAACUACGAAGGCAUCUCGGAGGCAAAUUUCCAGAGCUUCAGCUUCUGUAUUUUGUAAACAUUUGUUGGAAGCUUCGAUGUAAAAGCUAAUGUUUAAUUAUGCUGUAAAAGAGUACUUGAAAUGAAGUGCAAUAAUCUAUAUUUGGAGAUAUAAUGGGGAAGAUAAUCUUUGAUCUCCCCUCUUACCUCAGGCAAAGCUCCAUUAGUUAGACUGUAUGGUUAAGUUCUAUUGGUAAUUAAGAUCAUCCAGGUAUUAACCCUUCCGCUGAACGUACAUUAGAGCUUCACGUCAUAACCAUCUCUUUUUAUUUUUAUAGGUUCUAUGGACCGAUGCCUUCUGGACUCCCCCUUUAAUUUCAUCGAAUGCAAGAAUCAUAUUACUUAUAUUUGCCAAAAA
Molecule: messenger RNA, 1138 nt
Organism: Syzygium oleosum
Lineage: Eukaryota; Viridiplantae; Streptophyta; Magnoliopsida; Myrtales; Myrtaceae
Product: transcription factor bHLH167-like
Exons: 3
Coding region: 76-723 (215 amino acids)
Biological process (GO): regulation of transcription by RNA polymerase II
Cellular component (GO): RNA polymerase II transcription regulator complex
Molecular function (GO): protein dimerization activity; DNA-binding transcription factor activity, RNA polymerase II-specific; RNA polymerase II transcription regulatory region sequence-specific DNA binding
Source: RefSeq, a predicted model, not a curated record